Molecule: messenger RNA, 1077 nt
Organism: Coniosporium apollinis CBS 100218
Lineage: Eukaryota; Fungi; Ascomycota; Dothideomycetes
Exons: 2
Coding region: 1-1077 (358 amino acids)
Source: RefSeq, a predicted model, not a curated record
AUGGUAUCUGCUUCGACUCUCUGGACACUAGUGGUCGCCGUUGGCCCCUUCGUCCUUCCAAAGAUUCCCGCAUUCAUACGAUCCCUACGAUCGUUAGGCCAGAACGCAGCUAUCCGUCGAAUCACGCCUAAGGCGAAGCGCGCUACCAACAUCCUUACGUUCGCCUUUGCCUUCUUUCUGAUCGCAUCAUUCCCCGGCCUUGCGCCGGAGAACAUCUUUCAAGCCACGCAAUCCCGUCUGAUUAUUCCGAACGAUGUCCUCUUCGCCCGACUAUCCCAGCUCCGUCCGCUGACCCUGCUUGAUGAAGCGCUCAAAAUGAAGUUUGUCUCACUGGAAUCGCGGCUACUGUACCUUCGAUUUGGACCGGAUGUUCUUGCAACGUGCACAUUCUGCAACCCGGACGACGAGUUCAGCCACCUUUACUUUGCUCUCCCGAUGCUGCUGCUGCCGCACCUUGCCAACCUCAUCGUCGUAGGAUUGGCGACCGCCUCACUGCUUGCCGGCUCCCAUGCUUCACGCUGGAGGAACCACGCGGUUACUGCGAGCUUGGCCUUCCUCGUCGCCGAUAUUUAUCUGCUCGCUACCUACGACCAUAGCGAGAACAAAACGGCCACAACGCUCGGCGCUCUGGACUGCUUCUUCUGGCGCAUGCGGACGCUGCGCUACGUUAUGUUUAUGGCUAUCGACGCUGUGCUCGGCUUGGUGAUCUGGGCAUCUUCGACGAACCGCGCGUUUGUGAAGCCACUAUCAGCUGUGGAAAGGCAGGAAUAUAGUGUGCGAAUGCUCGAAGCGAUCACCGGCAGACUUAUGGGCUUGAGCCUUGUUAUGAGUGCCGAACGCAGCGACAUGAGCAGUGGUGGCCUGUUCGGGAGGGCUGCAAACUACUGGAUGCGGGAGGAUGCCGCAAACAACGAAAUGCAUGGAGAGCCGGAAGUUGUGCAGGCCAUGCAAAACGCGAAGUCAAGGAUUAAUCUCGCACGGGUCGAGCUGGAGGCGAAGAUACUGGCCGCCGGGAUCAUACGCGAUGCGCAUGAUGUGAGGGCAUCAGGCCUCAUAUACCAGCCUCCGCUUGAGUAG